CAAUUGUGGGCGUCAUACGUUCCAAUUGUUGAAAGUGCGACUACGCACUGCGACUGCGCGCCCGGGAAAAGAGCAGAUCAAAUUUGCGAUAAGCUCUACUAGGUGAACCACCAAGAAACACAAUAUCAGACACAGGCGGAUAAUCUUCCUGUCUCUCUUUGUUUUUUGUUUUUUUUAUAUUUUCUUUUUCAAUCGCAAACCCGACAAAAACACCACAGUCGGCCAGCAUACCUAACCUUACCUCCCUCCUCUUACCCGAACUGAGGUAAUCUCAGCAUAUUCGGACUUUUGCUCUCCUUUCCCCUCUUUCGCUUCCGUCUUCCGUCCCGACAUCCUCAAUCAACUGCAUUUUCCCUCGUCGUCUUAAUAUUUCUCAAACAACCUAGCCACCGCAUCCGCCUUUAUAUAGUCACACCCCCCGGCCCUUGGAACGCCCCCCGCUUAAAAGGGUCGUCGACAUCUUAGCUUUGAACACUCCCUCGUUCCCCCCGCCAACAACUUUGGCAGGUUGCAUGCUUAUGUGUCGCUCGCCGUCUCAGCCUCACUGGGUUGGGUUGGCCACAUAAUACGUGCGACCACCCCCGCGCAGGUGCACGUUCGGUUCUCGUCCAUCCCGAUCUCUGGUCAUUUCGCCAACGCUGCCGUCCACAGCCAUGGCUGCCGCUUUCCGCCCGGCCAACAACGGUCCUGGGCAUUCCGAGGCCUUGCAUGAAGGCCGACCCCCGAGUGCGCCACUACAAUCAUCUGAGAACAGAGCUCAGCAGAUGCAUUCGACUGCUCCGAUGGACGACGCAACAACUCCUACCAGGGCCACCUUCAGCCGCGGCAACUCGGCUGCUGGGGCGAACAGAAACAGCACUGGGCUGGUGUCGCAGAAGCCUUUGCCAACAUCACCAUUUCCCGAUGCCGUUCAGGUUCCCGAACCUUCCGAAAAGCCGACAUCACAGGGAGAACAUUCCCAACAGCCAACCACUCCUGCCGAUUCGGAAGACGUCGACAUGAACGCUUCCGAAGGAGAAGACGGUGGAAACGAUGACGGAGGCUCUGACGACGACAGCCUUAACGCCGAUGGCACCAAAUCGAAGAACAAGAAGAAGUCACAGCGCUUCUAUUGCACUGACUACCCACCUUGUAAUCUUAGCUUUACCAGAAGUGAACAUCUGGCUAGGCACAUUAGAAAGCAUACGGGCGAAAGACCGUUCAUGUGCCAUUGCACACGAAGGUUUUCGAGACUUGACAACUUGAGACAGCAUGCCCAAACCGUCCAUGUCAACGAAGACAUCCCAGCAGACUCGCUGGCCGUGGCAAGCUCCAGGUUUGUCCGACAGGUACGACCGGAUCGCGUGCGACCCAAUGGUAGGGCCAGGACAGGAACUGGUGGCGGCGCUGGCGGGCCAGCUCGUGGCCACUCCAAGUCCUUGUCGACAUCUAGCAUAGCCAGCAUAGGCUCUUUGGGAUCCAACUAUAGCAACGCGCCACGCGAUGAUCCGGCUCGACGACGUCCUCCACCACUGGUUAUGGCCGAUCCCCGAUCGAGACUGUCACUCGAAUCAUACCGCAGCGGCGUUGACAGCCAGUAUUCAUACCGAGCAGCCUCUCCCAGCGACUUUAGCACUCCGACGUCAGCUACGUUCUCCACUGGUCAAAGCAGUCCUCGUUGGGCAUCGGGGAUGGCAUCACCUACAACCUCUCACUCACGUGCGCACAGCAUGUACAACACGGGCAGUCAGACCCCCGGAAGGAGACUCUCCGUCCCGUCCGUUGCUGGCAACCCCUUUCAGUCUCCACAUGGCGCGAGCCCUGCGGUCGGGAGACCUAUGUUUGGACCAUCAGGGCUUAACACAUCACAUUCCGGCGUCUUUUCCCCGAGCAGUGCGAGCCUACUCUCCUCGCCUACUCUAUCUCCGGCGGGCGGUUGGUCCCGUCGUGAAUCAAUGUCAGAGGCAGAGGCGAUGGAAUGGAGACGAAGAACGUGGCACGUUGACAGAGAUUACAAUGUCGGUGGCAGCCGUCUCAGCAAAGUCAUGAAUGUCGAUGAGCCUACGACCGGUCCAGGUGGAGCCAUUAGACUGCCUGGUAUCGAGUCCUUCGACGUACCUAACUCCAUUACUCCGCCUCGAAGGAUACCAUCACCAAUGAUGGUGGACUCCGAGACCAACGCACCACCCGCUCUCCUACUGCCAGAUACGAGGCCACAGACAGACGCCCAUCGCCCUCCACAGUGGGACAGAGAUAUGAGCCUUCACCGAGGUCUCACCAGAUUGGAUAUCACAUCGAGCAACUCACCACGCGACAGUGCUGGCGCUUGGGCAAGCGAGGCUAACAGCGCGGUGCAAGCUCAAGCUGAACACGUACGAGAGCAAAUUCGCACUCAGCCCACGGUCAGGUUUAACCCCGAGACGCAUGUGGUUCCGAUUCCAAACCCUGCCCCCUUGGGCCCCCCUCCUACUAGCAGCAAUAACAUGUUCAGAGGUCAUCAGCAUACGAUGUCUGCGCCCUCUAUCACCUCUCGCGAGUCUAAGAGGCAUGGGUGGUACCAUGGACCCAGCCCAAUGACUAUCCAUGCCCGUAUAAACGAGGGUACGGAGCCCAGGGAACAGAGGGUCUCGCACGUGGACCGCAUGAUGCAUCCGAACUUCAGCGGAUUUUCAGGUUUCCCCGCUAGGGAAAACCCACCACCACGACUCUUGGCACCAGCAUCAAAUCCGCAGGCAACACCCAUCAACCGACCUGGAGACCAGCACGGUGAAAGAGGUCCAAACCAACAGCCUGAUACUUUGGACCGAUUCAAGACUCUCGUCGCCGCUGCCACGGGAGGUGUGCCGACGGCUACUGCUUGCUAGGAACAGCAAGGUGCUUAACGGGCUGCACGGUCACGUCUCAUCUCUUCUCGACCGUAUUAAACAUUGACUAUGACACAUACAUAUCCUUUUCACGACUUUCACGACUUUCUCAUUUUUGUUUAUCCUGAAUUGAAUUUCUUGUAGCGCGCAGUUAUGACUGGAGGCACAGCACAGCAUUGAGACGAAGACGGAACUUGAUUCCACCAGGGCAACCGGACUUUCUUUUCCUUUUCGUUCACGAUGUUGCAUACUCUCUGAUACGGUCUGCGUUUACUUUAUUUGCUUUUUUUUUCUUUUCUCAAAUUUUGCAUUCCAAGUCUUGUUAUGUUUGACGCUGCUAUGUUUUUCAUUUAUCUCCUUCCCUUCAGGUCGGCUGUUUGUUUGUGUUUCAGUUCAAUAACCCCCGGGUGAAAUCGCUAGAACUCUCUUGGUCAUUUACUGCUCGAGUGUCGCGAUAGUCGGUCACUCGCCGGCCUAGCCACACUUGGCAUUGCAUUAAUCUUCUAUGUUAGGUUUUGUUUCUUUCAAGUGAUAGCACCUUUGCCAUCCAGGUACCCUUGCGAGCUACCAGCGAUAAUUUCGGCUUCAUUUCUAAAGCUUGCUGUCAUGGUUCUGGGACAACUGACAUGGAGCUUGGCUUCUUUGUGGGAUCAUCAUAGGGGGGUCUGCGCCACUGUCUUUCACCGGUUUUUUUUUUUUGAGACUUCCUUUGUGCGGACGGCUGUCUAUUUUAUUAGUUUCAAUCCUAUCUGAUACCCAAAUACAGAUUGUUCACGAUAUUAUUCCCACGUACAUUCCAUUUUGUUCAAAACGCGCACUAGAG
This is a messenger RNA of Pyricularia oryzae 70-15, 3666 nucleotides long. RefSeq lists its product as uncharacterized. The record is from RefSeq and is a predicted model, not a curated record. Gene Ontology annotation, biological process: regulation of transcription by RNA polymerase II. The coding region runs from base 654 to 2843 and encodes 729 amino acids. Gene Ontology annotation, molecular function: DNA-binding transcription factor activity, RNA polymerase II-specific; RNA polymerase II cis-regulatory region sequence-specific DNA binding. The transcript is spliced from 2 exons. NCBI's taxonomy places the organism in Eukaryota, Fungi, Ascomycota, Sordariomycetes, Magnaporthales, Pyriculariaceae.